Messenger RNA from Tribolium castaneum (red flour beetle), 1700 nucleotides. RefSeq lists its product as uncharacterized. Gene Ontology annotation, cellular component: cytosol. NCBI's taxonomy places the organism in Eukaryota, Metazoa, Arthropoda, Insecta, Coleoptera, Tenebrionidae. Bases 126 to 1049 code for a protein of 307 amino acids. The record is from RefSeq and is a predicted model, not a curated record. The transcript is spliced from 6 exons. Gene Ontology annotation, molecular function: single-stranded DNA 3'-5' DNA exonuclease activity.
UAUCAACAGCUGUUUACUUUUAUUUCUGUCACAAUGACACAUGACUAAUGGGGUUAUAUUUGUUUCUGCAGUCAUUUUGAACCACUUUAUUAUCAUUUCGUGUAAAAUUAAACCGUUCCAAGAACAUGGCAACUAACGAAGAAAAUCAAAAUUCGACAAACAAGAAAACCAUGGAACAAUGUUACGAAAAUUACAUUCUGGUGGAUGUUGGCGCAAAUUUAACCAAUAAAAAGUACAGCAGGGACCUGGAAUCGGUCAUUCAAAGGGCACGGGACUCAGGUGUCCAAAAAAUCAUGGUCACAGGCACCUCUGGCAAGUCAAGCAAAGAAGCGCUAAGAUUGACCAGAAUCUAUCCUGGCACUUUAUAUUCGACUGCAGGAAUACACCCCCAUGACGCAAAAUCAUACACUGACGAAUCUUGGAACGAACUGAAACUAGUUGCCUCAAACCCCGAAUGUGUGGCCGUGGGCGAGUGCGGCCUGGACUACAAUCGAAAUUUCUCAGAGCCAAGUGAACAGAGACAAGUUUUUCGAAAACAUAUCGAAUUAGCGAUUGAAAUUAAUAAACCGUUAUUUGUGCACGAACGAGACGCUCAUGAAGAUUUAUUAGAGAUUUUGGAUCAGUACAAAGGUCAAUUACCUCCCGUUCUGGUGCACUGUUUCACAGGGACGGCCGAACAAGCGCUGACAUAUCUUUCAAGAGGCUUUUACAUAGGAUUAACAGGCUACUUGUGUAAAGAUAAAUCUGAUGUUGGCGUUCGUAAAUUAUUGGUAGAUGGGUCUAUACCAUUGGACAGACUCCUAGUGGAGACAGAUGCCCCGUUUAUGUACCCAAACACACGAGCUUCAAAACUACCUCUUCAUGUCAAAGAUGGUCUAACCGAAAGAUCAUUAACCUUCCUUCAUCGAUAUUGUACCUUCCAAAGGAACGAACCCUGCUCUUUGCCAGCGAUCGUCGAGAUGAUUGCGGCUUUUAUGAAUAAGAAACCGGAGGACGUGGCCUUAGCUACGUCUUUUAAUGCCUUGAAACUUUUCGGAUUGUCUCAAUGAUCCGAAAGUUGUACUAAUUAAGGGGAACAUACAAACAUAUUAUAUUUUGUCUAUUUUCGAAAUCAUGUGGGCAGCUUUAUUAAACGAAUUUAGCUAUAAUAGGGCGAAGAAUACAACGAAUCGUGUAAAUAAUUUUAGGUGAUCACCAAUGUCAACAUGUUUACCAAAAGCGGUUAUUACCGUUUUGGAACUAUAAAGUUUAUCACGUCUUAUCCUGUAUUUUUGUAGUUGGACUACGUUACGUUUAGCAACUGUUAAAGCCGAAUUGUAUAUUUUAGGUAACAUGAAAUGUAUUUGUUGACUGCUUAGUUUUAUAAUGCGGACGAAAGAUUUAUGUUGAAGUAAUAGAAUUACGCUUUGUUAAAGUAUCAUAAUUUUGAAUUGUUGAUAUAGGAAGUAUGAAAUUAUGGCGUAUAAUCAAUCUGAUGCAAUAUUUUUGUUGUUGCUGUAAUUUCGGUAGCAUGUUCUUGUAGUUUUAAUUUUAUGGACGCUGUGUAGUGUAAAAUGGCCCAUUAUUUUUGUAAUUAAUUUUCAUAUUUUAGGGGUUUGUUUGCCACAAUAAUUGCCUCUUUAUGUGAUAUUUGUUUCCAUUUUAUAGACACAAAUGUGCCUUAUCUAUUACAAUAUGAAGAAUAAAUAAGUUGUAAUGAA